AUGUCCUUGUGUGAAAUUCCAAGUGAGAUUCGCAAUCUCAUUAGGUUGGAGAAAUUCAAUGCAAGGCAUAUGCACUUAAGUGGGCAGAUUCCACUUUCCAUCUUCAAUAUUUCUUCAUUGAGAAUAAUUUAUCUUCAUAACAAUAGUCUAUCAGGUAAAUUACCAUGCAUGAGCUUGGAUUCAAAUCUUGAGGAGCUUUUCUUAUGGGGUAAUUAUCUUAGUGGAAAUAUUUCUGAUUGUAUCUCUAAUGCUUCGAAGCUCAAAAUUCUAAACUUGAAUCAAAACUCGUUCAUUGGCCUUAUUCCCAAUACACUUGGAAAUUUACGUUUCCUUGAGGUCCUACGCCUUUGGUCAAACCAUUUAACUACCAAAACUCCAAAUCAUGAGUGGAGCUUUCUUUCUUCAUUGGCAAACUGCAAGAAUUUAAGGGUCUUAGAGAUAUCAUUCAAUCCAUUGAAUGGCAUUCUUCCAACUUCUAUCUUGAAUCUUUCUGCAUCACUUCAACGUUUUGUAGCUGAUGAUUGCAAAAUUAAAGGUUUCAUUCCUAUGGAAAUCGGUAGCUUAAGCAACAUUAUGGUUUUAAGUCUUUCGCAAAAUGAAUUAAGUGGAUCUAUUCCAGCAACAAUAGGAAGGCUACAAAAUGUCCAAGGCUUGUAUCUUAAUGGUAAUAAAUUACAAGGCCCUAUUCCAGACAGUGUCUGUCAUUUGGAGAAAUUGAGCUAUUUAUCAUUGAGUGCUAAUAUGCUUCAAGGACCUAUACCCCAUUGUUUGGGUGAUUUGACUUUUCUCAGAAACCUGUACUUGGAUUCCAACAAAUUGCAUUCGACGAUACCUUUCACUUUUUGGAGCCUUAAAGAUAUAUUGAAAGUAGACUUGUCUUCAAAUUAUCUUAAUGGUUCACUUCCACUAGAUAUUGGAAAUUUGAAGGUACUAACAAAUUUGAAUUUGUCAAGAAAUCUAUUUUCAAGUGAUAUUCCAAUCACAAUUGGAGGUCUCAAUGGUCUACAAAUUUUAUCACUAUCUAGCAACAGGCUACAAGGUCCUAUUCCUCAGUCAUUAGGUGACAUGUUCAGUUUGGAAACCUUGGAUUUGUCUAAUAACAAUUUGUCUGGAAUCAUUCCCAAGUCUUUGGAAAGACUUUCUUAUCUCAGAUACUUUAAUGUGGCUUUCAAUAGAUUGGAAGGAAAAAUCCCCAAUGAAGGAUGCUUUCAAAACUUCACGACUAAAUCAUUCAUGCAUAAUUAUGCACUUUGUGGUUCACCUCAACUACAAGUCCCUCCUUGCAAAAACAUCACCCAUCGAUUAUUGAAGACAACCUUAAUGCAUGUUUUAAGGUAUGUUUUACCAAUAAUUGCUUCAAUAAUGGUGAUACUUACCUUCAUUAUUGUUUUAAAAAAAUUCCAGAAUCGAAGUACAAGUCUUCCAAUGAAUGAAGGUUUAACUCUGGAAAUACAUAGUAGAAAUCUGUAUAAUAGACUUCUACAAGCGACUGAUAGAUUCAAUGAAGGAAACUUGCUUGGUUCUGGGAGUUUUGGCUCUGUAUAUAAAGGAGCAGUUUCAAAUGGGAGAAAUGUUGCCAUAAAAGUCUUUAAUUUGCAAUUAGAAGGAGUAUUCAAGAGUUUUGAUGUUGAAUGUGAAGUGAUGCAAAGUAUACUUCAUCGCAAUCUUGUCAAGGUUAUUAGUUUUUGCUCUUGUAAUGAUUUCAAAGCCUUAGUGCUUGAAUUCAUGCCUAAUGGGAGCCUCGAGAAAUGGUUAUAUUCGAACCAUUGUUUCUUGGAUAUCCUUCAACGAAUCAACAUAAUGAUAGAUGUUGCAUCAGCGUUAGAAUACCUCCAUUUGGGACAUCCAAAUCCUAUAAUCCAUUGUGACCUAAAACCAAGUAAUGUUUUACUUGAUAGAGACAUGGUUGCACAUGUGGGAGAUUUUGGCAUUGCCAAAAUGUUGGGAGAAGUAGAAACUAUGAAACAAACCAUGACACUUGCCACUAUUGGAUAUAUGGCACCAGAAUAUGGAUCGGCGGGAAUUGUUUCUGUAAAAAGUGAUGUUUAUAGUUAUGGUAUUUUAUUAAUGGAAACUUUCACAAGAAGGAAACCCACAAAUGAAAUUUUUGUUGGAGAAAUGAGUAUGAAGCAUUGGGUGAAAGAGUCACUAUCUAAUGGAAUAAUUGGUGUUGCUGAUUCUAGUUUAUUGAGAAAUGAGGAAAACCAUUUCAUGGUUAAAGCAAAUUGCAUAGCAUCCAUUAUGGGAUUAGCUUUGGAUUGUUCAGCUGAAUUACCUGAAGAAAGGAAAGAUAUGAAGGAUGUUGUUUGCAUACUUAAGAAGAUCAAAAUAAUGUAUUUGAACAACAUUAGGAAAGUUUAAUAUGAUUCAAGGCUACAACUACUGGAAUACAUAUUUUGGGUCCAUAUUGAAGGAGGAGAGCCUUCCUGUAAA
Messenger RNA from Theobroma cacao (cacao), 2433 nucleotides. The record is from RefSeq and is a predicted model, not a curated record. Lineage: Eukaryota; Viridiplantae; Streptophyta; Magnoliopsida; Malvales; Malvaceae.